Messenger RNA from Haliotis rubra (blacklip abalone), 1128 nucleotides. RefSeq names its product complement C1q-like protein 3. NCBI's taxonomy places the organism in Eukaryota, Metazoa, Mollusca, Gastropoda, Lepetellida, Haliotidae. The transcript is spliced from 2 exons. Gene Ontology annotation, molecular function: protein binding. The coding region runs from base 337 to 1089 and encodes 250 amino acids. The record is from RefSeq and is a predicted model, not a curated record.
CCAACUUCUUGGAAUUAGAAGUAUGCAGUGAAGUCUCACUGGAAGGACUCAUUACCUGUCUCUUAAGGCUUGUCAUUUAUGUCCUUCCAGAAGACAUACAUUGUGUUAUCUUAUGACCUCAUUCUAAACCUCAUGCAUGUAUGUUUUAAAUAGCUUCAGUAAAAUUCAAGUACAACAUUAUCAUCGCCAGGAGUGCCACAUUGUCUGCACUUUAACCUUACAGUCGAUAGCAUUAUAGUCGGCGCACCUGUAGAGGAAACAACUACGUGUGUACAUAUAUACAAAGAGCAUAAGAGAGUAGCACGACACAUAGAUAUUAUAUCCAGGUCUUACAUCAUGUUUUGGGCAGUCUUAUUUGUAUGCCUUUUGCAACCUUGGAGUCUCUCUGGAAUUAUUAUGCCAAACCCGAGUGGCAGUACAAAAGCGCCUAGCCUACAAAAUGACAUCACACGCCUGACACAGACCAUCCAGUCAAUGCAACAACAGUCAGCUGCUGAAAUGUCUUCCCUGAAAGCUGAAAUCCAGGCCAUGAAAACCGAACUACAGCAAUCAUCGGAUGAACUGAUCCAGGUGAGGUCAGAACUGGACAGCAUGAAACAAAAUGUAUCAGUACAAAUGGAGCAGCUUGCAGAUCUGCAAUCGGUCGAGGAACAGGUAUACAAUUUGUCCGAAACCCUUGCAUCGAAAACCAGAGAUGUGGCGUUUCACGUAAGCCAGCUUGACGGUGAACAGACAACCUACAUACCUCUGAAAUACCUCAAAAUCCUCUACAACUCUGGGGAUGGCUAUAACUCCACCUCAGGGACGUUCACAGCACCCGUCUCGGGAACAUACAUGUUCUGGACACAGAUACAAAAUAGUCAGGCAAACACCUACAUGGAUGUCUGGAUCAUGAAGACUGGGAGAGGAGAUAUCCUGGCCAAUGGUUGGGUGUUAACAGAUUCUACUAUCGUCGACGCUGAUGCUAAUGCCCAGACUGUCCUACACUUGGAAAUGGGCGAGGAGGUAUGGGUGGAGAUAACCGUGGAACACGAGCUAAAGGAUAGUGACGCAUCAUACUUUGGUGGAGUCCUGUUGUCAGUUCAAUGACCACGAGUCCACAAUAAAGCAACACGUCUUCAAAGAUUA